This is a messenger RNA of Penaeus vannamei (Pacific white shrimp), 1416 nucleotides long. RefSeq lists its product as uncharacterized. The record is from RefSeq and is a predicted model, not a curated record. Lineage: Eukaryota; Metazoa; Arthropoda; Malacostraca; Decapoda; Penaeidae. Gene Ontology annotation, cellular component: extracellular region. Gene Ontology annotation, molecular function: chitin binding.
AUGUUACUCCAUGUAAAAGAGGGCAGAUGCCUGCAAGGCCUAUCGUCCGCAUGUGGGGUUCACCAAGUUGCUAGCAAUGGUCAUAAUUGUGAUCAUAAUGUAGGCAGUUUCCAUGGGUGGCAGCUGCAAGCAAGGAAACAGGUAGACCAAAGACAUAGCCUUGAACGCGAGGAUCCUAUACGAAUCCACACUGGAAACGACAACCCGUGUCACAGACUAAAACUGAUAUCCGAACGGAAUUUCUAUCCUUCCUGGGCCCAUAAUUUAACUUGGACCAAAGCUGCUGGAUCACACUUCCUUUCUGUCCUCUGCCCAAGAGUAACAUCAGAGAACAUGAUUUCUAAGCAAUUUCUUCUGUUGGUCGGGCUGCUGGCAGCGACGGCUCAAGGGAUGAAAAUGGCGCGACAAUUGCCUGACUUCCAGUGCCAGAGUGCCGGCCUCUCGUGCCUCGACUGUGGCACCAUUGUCAUGUGCGUUGGCGACGAAACUCUCACCGCCUACAAGAUCAGCUGCGCUGAGAACCAGAUGUGCGGAGAGUCACGCGGCGUAGCGUCCUGCUUCGAGGAAACCUCUCCCGAGGCCGAGCAGUGCCACUGCGGAGACGACCACGGCAAGAAGCCGGACGUCUUUGACAACACCAAGUACAUCAUGUGCCUCCCAGACAGCUCCCAGGUGUCCGUGCCCUGCCCUGACAACCUCAUCUACAGCCACAGUGACCUCAACUGCAUAGAGCCGCCCACACCCACCACGCCCUACACGCCCACCUGCGACCAGGUUGGCUUCUUCCCGCGGCUGCCCGAGUGCACCAGCUACUUCGCCUGCUUCGUCGACAGCUCAGGAUCCCUCCAGGCCACAGCUGUCUUCGAGUGCAACAGCGGCCAACGCUUCGACGAGUCCGCCGGCAAGUGUGUUCCCGAGGGAGCCCUUCUCCCGCCAGCCUUCCAGUGCGGCGACGUCGAUGGGCCCGUGGCGGACACUGUGGAGUGCAAUGCCUUCCACAUCUGCUUUGCCGGGACCAAGCUGGGCGCCACGCUUUGCUGCGAGGAAGGCAAGAAAUUCGACCCUGACACCAACAGCUGCUCUGACUCUGUGGCAGAUGACAAGUGUCCGACGGUGGCUCAGUGCGUCGAUAUGUCCGCCUACGAGUAUGCAUGUGGAGGCCCGACCACCCCCCCUGCAGAAAGCCAGACAACAUCAAAAUAGUCUGUGGAUUCCCGCCUGGAAGUGUACUGGACAAAAUUUCGGACACAUGCUUCUCCAGAGCAAAAUUCAUAACGAGUAUCAAAAUGUUUAACUGCAUAAGUUAAAUAAGGAGUAAAAAAUAAUGGAACUGCGUCACUCAACAAAAGGGCAUUAUAACAGUGUGUUUCAGUUUCAGUUUAUUGGGUGUGGAAUAAAAUAUUCAAUGCAUGAUAA